Messenger RNA from Coniosporium apollinis CBS 100218, 1263 nucleotides. RefSeq lists its product as uncharacterized. NCBI's taxonomy places the organism in Eukaryota, Fungi, Ascomycota, Dothideomycetes. The coding region runs from base 1 to 1263 and encodes 420 amino acids. The record is from RefSeq and is a predicted model, not a curated record. The transcript is spliced from 6 exons.
AUGCAUCCUCGCGGAGUGCUCCGUGUGGCUUCAGCCAUCUUCCUCUUCUUCACUCAAGUGACGCCUUCUUCUCGUCCACCUCUCGAAAGUCAUGGCGGUAGCCCAAUCGCUCGCACUCAGAGCGGAACUCUGAUUCGCGGCAUCGUUGACUCAGAUAAUCUUUUGGUCUCUCAAUUUCUAGGAAUUCCCUACGCUGCUCCACCCGUAGGGCCUCUGCGCUGGGCGCCGCCCCAGCCGGCCGCUCACGUUGCAGAGGUGAAGGCGACCGAGUUACCCAAAUCUUGUAUGCAAUACGCAUCCAACAGCAGCAGUGUAUACACGCGAGAUGUUCUGGAAUUUGGCGUGCCAGGUGGGAACGAUUCGCCAAUGGGUGAGGAUUGUUUGACAAUUAGUGUCUGGACGCCUGUUUGGGCUGGCUGGAAAGGAGGCCGUGGCCGGCACAAGGCAAAGAAGGAUGGAGGGCUUCCAGUGAUGAUGUUUAUAUACGGAGGAGGCUUCCAGACAGGAGGUGAGAAUGUGCCGUACCAGAUACCAGCGCAAUGGGUGCAAAGGAGUCAGAACCUCAUUGUGGUAUCUUUCAAUUACCGCCUCAACGUCUUCGGAUUCCCUAAUGCGGCAGGGCUAAGUGAGCAGAAUCUUGGCUUGCUUGACCAGCGCUUAGCCGUCGAAUGGGUCCGCGACAACAUUGCUGCUUUUGGCGGUGAUCCAGCCCGUAUCACUCUAUGGGGUCAGUCUGCCGGCGCCAUGAGCGUGGAUUUUUACAACUUCGCCUACUAUGAUGAUCCCAUCGUCGAGGGUCUUAUCAUGAACUCCGGCAGUGCUCUCGUGCCCCUACGUUCCGCUGACACCAGCCACUCAAACUUCUCAUUCGUAGCUUCGCAAGUCGGAUGUGGUAACCAAGCACAUGCGGCAGCGGAACUUGCGUGUAUGCGGGGAGUGCCAGCUCAGACACUUGAGCAGUUCGUCGGGACCUACCAGGAGUCGGGAGCCACGCCUGGAAUCACAUUCGCGCCAAUUGCAGAUGGCAAGGUCGUGUUUGCUAACUACACAGAACGUGCGCUUGAAGGUAAACUUGCCAACGUGCCGGCCAUUAUAGGUACAAAUUCAGAAGAUGGGGUUCCGUUCGCGCCUUAUAACCCCUCCGGCCCGAAUCAGACGAUCGCUCAGCAAGCACUACUUAGUCUCUUCUUCUGUCCGGCCGUCAAACCGCCUAGCAGCCAGCCGGACGACGUAUCGCUACGAGUACCGGGGCAACUUCACUAA